This is a messenger RNA of Arabidopsis arenosa, 667 nucleotides long. The record is from the annotation of a GenBank genome assembly. NCBI's taxonomy places the organism in Eukaryota, Viridiplantae, Streptophyta, Magnoliopsida, Brassicales, Brassicaceae.
UAUUACAAUUUGAAAAGAAAUAAAAUUCUUCCUGCUCUCUUUCUCUCGCCGAUACUUAAAGAAUUAAAAGAGAAGAGAGAGAAACAAAAAGUCUAAAACUUGGAUCGGCGCAAUGGGUUCCAAAAUCGGAAAUUUCUUCGACUCCGUUGGUUCCUUCUUCUCCGGCGGCGAUAAAAUCCCAUGGUGCGAGCGAGAUGUCAUCGUUGGGUGUGAGAAAGAGGUUAAGGAGUCCUCUGAUGGUGACUCUGAAGAGAAGAAGAAAGAGAGCAUUAUGCGAUUAUCGUGGGCUCUUGUUCAUUCUCGCCAAGCUGAAGAUAUCCAGCGCGGUAUUGCCAUGCUCGAAGCUUCUCUAGCAAGCAGUAGCCCUCCUUUGGAAGACCGGGAGAAGCUUUACCUUCUUGCUGUUGGAUAUUACCGGACUGGGGAUUACUCAAAGAGCAGGCAGCUCGUGGAACGUUGUAUCGAGAUUCAACCUGAUUGGAGGCAAGCUUUGGUCUUAAAGAAAACUAUUGAAGACAAGAUCGCAAAGGAUGGUGUUAUUGGGAUAGGCAUCACGGCUACAGCUGUUGGCCUCAUAGCUGGUGGAAUCGCUGCAGCUUUGGCUCGCAAGAAAUGACCUGCUUCCUCUAUAGAUUCUGUGUGCAUACAAUAACAAGAUGCUUUUAUA